AUGGCAUCUACCAAUCAGAAGCCGCCGCGCAGCUCCAAACGCUUGGCCUCUUCGGGCAAAGCUAAACGCGAUGCCAGUAAGAAGAACGCCAAGCCAUCCCCGGCCACCGCGCUUGACAGGAAGAAUAGCCGCCACGCUGCCCCCGGAGUGCUUAUCGGUGUCAAAGUACCUCCUGCGGCUCUUUCUUCUGCUCAGGAUCAGAAAUUAUCCAUCAAGGGGUCGGUGUAUACUCCGAGCCAGCCGGUUGCCGCGGAGUCCAAACAGUUAGAAUCACCUCCUUCUACCGGGUCCGGAGGUCUUCCGCAUCAACUACGAGUGGGUGCGGCUCGGGGCACACGCAGUUCCUGCCAGGACAUCGUCUCUGCCUUUGAAUGGGAGGCUUUGAAGCUUGAGAAGCUCAGACCCAAGCAGCCUGGCGCUGUUGAAGCUCUCAACACUGUUCAUGUCAAAGAGGAACAGCUGACUGUCACGGUUAACCUUCGCAAGCCGGCACCAGACGAGAUGUCCCGGAACCGGCCUAGAGGCCCUCCUAUGCCUAGGGACAAUGGUCUCGCGGCGAAUGAGGAGACGGAUAUGUGGAACAAGAUUCUGCAGGAUCUCCGCAAGGCCAAGGAGAAGAAUGACAAGCAGAAAGUGCUGGCUGAGCAGAUUGCCGCCUUGAAUGAGAAGAUUGGCAGAGAGGGUGGAAGACCAACUCUAAGCGAGCACAACCAGCUGGAUAGUCUUUACCGUCAGAUGCUGAAGCUCUGCGAGGACGAAAGAGCCAUCCUGCAAGACGAACCCAGCGAUGUAGUCAAGAACCUGGGCCUUUUGACCGCACUUCGCCAAGCAUCCGAGGCUGAAGCACCAUUCAGUCGCUCUGCUUCUCUGGUGAAAUCCCGAAAGAAGCGCAAUGACUUUGACGGAUCGGCCACUGAUUCGCCGGGCCCCUCGGGUCCCUCGGUCUCUGAUAAAGUGAGCCGCGUCAAAAGUGCCCAGCGAAGCGCCAGUGCGUCCAGUUCUCAGCCCCGUGAUCGGGAGAUCCGUGAUAAUGUCAUGGUGAAGAUUGAAGAGACAGCGGAGAGCAUCCGGGGUACUAUCGCCGAACGCAAUGGGCAACUGGCCGUCGGGGCGGAAGUGGUUUUCAAGCAUAACAAGAACAAACAAGGUGUCGAAGGCGAGGGCAUACAAUGUAUCAUCAAGGGCAUUUCUGGCGAUGGUCCCAAGAAAAGAUACGACGUACAAGACCCUGAACCCAACGAGAAUGGCGAACAGGGAGCCGUUUACAAGACUACCGCUGCAUCGCUAAUCCCAAUCCCUCAAGUUGGUGCGACCCUGCCGGUGUUUGCUGUCGGAAAGCAAGUUCUUGCACGAUACCCCGAUACCACCACCUUCUACCGCGCCGAAGUGAUGGGGACGAAGAAGGACACCUACCGCCUCAAAUUCGAGGGCGAAGAAGACGACAAGGAAAUGGAAGUAGACAGGCGGUUUGUCCUCGACAUCCCCGGCAAGUGA
Aspergillus clavatus NRRL 1 is the source of this 1494-nucleotide messenger RNA. Its product is annotated as SAGA-associated factor 29 family protein. The transcript has 3 exons. Bases 1 to 1494 code for a protein of 497 amino acids. The record is from RefSeq and is a predicted model, not a curated record. NCBI's taxonomy places the organism in Eukaryota, Fungi, Ascomycota, Eurotiomycetes, Eurotiales, Aspergillaceae. Gene Ontology annotation, cellular component: SAGA complex.